Messenger RNA from Melanotaenia boesemani (Boeseman's rainbowfish), 6307 nucleotides. It is a transcript of the gene ppip5k1b, whose product is annotated as diphosphoinositol pentakisphosphate kinase 1b. Gene Ontology annotation, biological process: inositol metabolic process; inositol phosphate biosynthetic process. The transcript has 31 exons. Gene Ontology annotation, molecular function: inositol hexakisphosphate kinase activity; diphosphoinositol pentakisphosphate kinase activity; 5-diphosphoinositol pentakisphosphate 1-kinase activity. Gene Ontology annotation, cellular component: cytosol. NCBI's taxonomy places the organism in Eukaryota, Metazoa, Chordata, Actinopteri, Atheriniformes, Melanotaeniidae. Bases 563 to 4342 code for a protein of 1259 amino acids. The record is from RefSeq and is a predicted model, not a curated record.
AAAGAAAGAAAAAAAAGGAAGGAAACCAGCGAGCGGCGGCAGCAGCAGUUGAGCACACUAGUGAUGACCGGACGUGAACUUUAAGGUGUAGUCCACAACUUCACUGUUUGUUAAAGUAAGAAAAGAAAGAAAGAAACUAAACUGAGGCAGCAGUCUUUACCCGUCACAACACACAGUCUGUGGCAACAAGGAAGUGAACAGCGAACGGACUUCAGGCUGUUUUCCGCUGGGCAAGCAAAAUGGUGUGCAAAUGUUGACAUGUUAAGUUAAGACGUUUAAGAACAGCUGAAACAACUUUUACAACCAGGAUCCUGAUUCCGACUCUCCUUAUUUUCUACCUCCAAAGAUGUCCGCUGCUCUUUGUCUACCUCAGCCUGUACUGUGUUGAAGCUGUCAUCAGCCUGAUCAGAAGGACCAGAAGACCUUUUGCUUCAUCACCAGAUCUCAGGUGUCACCCAGCCGUUGUGUAACCCAUCUGACUGGGUUUCUCCCGUCCACCAUCAUUAUUGACCCCCUUCUGGGAGGAACCUCCCCUAACAGCCAUGCUGCGCCGUAGUUUGUGAUGUCCGAGCCCUCCAAGGCACCACGAUCAGUAGGAAAACAGGGGCAGAGUCCCCAAAAGGUUCCUCGCUUUGUGAUUGGCUGUGAAGAUGAUGAGCAGAACAUGGGUCAGAUGGAGGCGGGUAUGAAGAGGGAGAUGUUUCGCGAAGAGGACAUGGAGGGUGAUGAAGAUGAGUCGCCAUCAGAGCGACAGAUUGUUGUGGGCAUAUGUUCAAUGACAAAGAAGUCAAAGUCGAAGCCCAUGACUCAGAUUUUGGAGCGACUUUGUAAGUUUGACUACAUCGAUGUAGUUAUCUUUCCCGAGGAGGUGAUCCUGGAGGAACCUGUGGAGAACUGGCCCCUCUGUGACUGCCUCAUCUCCUUCCAUUCCAAAGGUUUUCCUCUUGACAAAGCCGUGGAAUACGCCAAGCUCAGGAAUCCAUUGCUCAUCAAUGAUCUCAACAUGCAAUAUUUCAUUCAGGACAGGAGAGAAGUGUAUCGGAUCCUCCAGGAAGAGGGCAUCGACCUACCUCGUUAUGCUGUGCUCAAUCGAGACCCUGACAAUCCUGAAGAGUGUAACUUGGUGGAGGGGGAGGACCACGUUGAGGUGAAUGGGGAGGUAUUCCCUAAACCUUUUGUGGAGAAACCAGUUUGUGCAGAGGACCACAACGUCUACAUCUAUUACCCAACAUCUGCUGGAGGCGGCAGCCAGAGGCUCUUCAGAAAGAUAGGAAGUCGCAGCAGUGUGUACUCCCCAGAAAGCAGCGUCCGAAAGACUGGAGGCUACAUCUACGAGGAGUUCAUGCCAACUGAUGGCACUGAUGUGAAGGUUUACACGGUGGGCCCAGAUUAUGCCCAUGCUGAGGCCAGAAAGUCUCCUGCACUGGAUGGGAAGGUAGAAAGAGACAGUGAAGGGAAGGAGAUCCGUUACCCAGUCAUGCUGACGGCCAUGGAGAAACUGGUGGCCCGGAAGGUCUGCCUGGCUUUCAAGCAAACGGUGUGUGGGUUCGACCUGCUCAGAGCCAACGGCCAUUCCUAUGUCUGUGACGUGAACGGCUUCAGCUUUGUCAAAAACUCAAUGAAAUAUUACGAUGAUUGUGCCAAAAUCCUGGGGAACAUGGUAAUGAGGGAAUUAGCCCCCCAGUUUCAUAUCCCCUGGUCCAUCCCCAUGGAGGCCGAAGACAUCCCCAUCGUCCCAACAACCUCAGGAACCAUGAUGGAGCUGCGGUGUGUUAUUGCUAUUAUCCGGCAUGGGGAUCGAACUCCAAAGCAAAAAAUGAAAAUGGAGGUCCGACAUCCUCUAUUCUUUGAAUUGUUUGAGAAGUAUGAAGGAUACAAGACAGGAAAGCUAAAGCUAAAAAAGCCAAAACAGCUGCAGGAAGUGUUAGAUAUCGCCCGCCUGCUGCUGGUUGAACUGGGCCAGCACAACGACUGUGAGAUUGAAGAGAAGAAAUCCAAACUGGAGCAACUCAAGACCGUCUUGGAAAUGUAUGGUCAUUUCUCAGGUAUCAACAGGAAAGUCCAGCUGACCUAUCUCCGAAACGGCAAACCUAAAACCUCCAGUGAAGAGGAAGACUGUAAGAAGGAGGGCCCGUCUCUGCUGCUGGUGUUGAAGUGGGGUGGGGAGCUGACGCCUGCAGGUCGGGUUCAGGCUGAGGAGCUGGGCAGGGCCUUCCGCUGCAUGUACCCUGGAGGGCAAGGUGAUUAUGCUGGGUUUCCUGGCUGCGGCCUCCUGCGGCUGCACAGCACAUAUCGCCACGAUCUGAAGAUCUACGCCUCCGACGAAGGCAGGGUGCAGAUGACCGCUGCAGCGUUUGCUAAAGGCCUGCUGGCUUUGGAGGGGGAACUGACACCGAUCCUGGUUCAGAUGGUGAAGAGCGCCAACAUGAACGGACUGCUGGACAGCGACAGCGACUCUCUGACCGAUUGCCAACAGAAGGUGAAGGCCAGGCUACAUGAGAUCAUGCAAAAGGACCAGGAGUUUACACAAGAGGACUAUCAGAAGUUGGCCCCGACAGGCAGUCCAUCACUGGUGAACUCCAUGAAGGUCAUCGAGAAUCCAGUCAAAACCUGUGACAAGGUUUACGCGCUCAUCCAGAACCUCACCUCACAGAUCCGAAAGAGACUGGAGGACCCCAAGUCUGCAGACUUGCAGCUUUACCACAGUGAGACGCUGGAGCUCAUGCUGCAGCGUUGGUCCAAACUGGAGAGAGAUUUCCACAUGAAGAACGGCCGCUACGACAUCAGCAAGAUCCCAGACAUCUACGACUGCAUCAAAUACGACACGCAGCACAAUGCUUCACUCGGCCUGGAGGACACAUUGGAGCUGUUUAGGCUGUCUCGUGCCCUGGCUGACAUCGUCAUCCCUCAGGAAUAUGGCAUCAGUAAAGCGGAGAAACUGGACAUUGCUCAGGCCUACUGUGUUCCUCUGAUGAAGAAAAUCCAACUGGACUUGCAGAGGACUCAUGAGGACGAGGCCGUCAACAAACUGCAUCCCCUGUAUUCCCGGGGAGUUAUGUCUCCUGGUCGUCAUGUCCGCACACGGCUCUACUUCACCAGCGAGAGCCACGUCCACUCUCUGCUCAGCAUGUUCCGUUACGGAGGACUUCUGGAUGAAGAGAAGGACCAGCAGUGGAACCAGGCGAUGGAGUAUCUGAGCGCUGUGACUGAGCUCAAUUACAUGACUCAGAUCGUCAUCAUGCUGUAUGAAGACAACAACAAGGACCCCUCUUCAGAGGAGCGCUUCCAUGUGGAGCUUCACUUCAGUCCAGGAGUCAAAGGGUGUGAAGACGAGGAGAACGUCCCUCUUGGCUUUGGUUUCCGCCCUGCCUCCUCAGAGAAUGAAGACAAAAAGCCCAAUCAGGGCAGCCUGGAAGACCUUUCCCAGGAUCAGACAGACCAGGCUCUUCUUGUCUCGGAGCCAAUCAACAUUCGAAAGUCUCCCAUGAUCCGCAAUCGCAAGGCGGGCUCCAUGGAGGUCCUCUCUGAGACCUCACCCACCCAUUCCGCCAAAGGCUGCACAUCACAUCGACUCUUCCAGUCAUCGACUUCGCGCCAGUCUCCUGAGAUCAAACCAACCAGCGGCCUAGGCUCACUCUGCUCUGGCCUCUUCAGUGCCUCUGCCCUCGGCGUGUCCUGUAGUGCCCCCAACCUGCGAGACUACGUCCGCACACACCACCACCACCACCGAAAACCACCUCUGUCCCCCGGCAGUCUGCCAUGCAAGAUUGGCAUGUUUGAGCUGUUCUCUAUGCCAACAGUAAAGAGAUUUUCUGUGUCGUUUGCCAGGCAUCCGACCAAUGAGCCCUCAGAUGAACUCGCUGAGCUGGCACUGCUGGGGUUUGCCCCCCUGGCUGUGGAUGGGGCCAUGGCCCACCACCUGCAUCACUGUCCCUACCACCUCCACCUCCUCAGGACUCGGCUGAUGUGUGGUCAGGAGCUCACAGAAUUUCUCCACGGAUUUGAAGGCUGCUCCAUGGUGCCCUCUAUCUACCCACUGGAGACGCUGCACAACCUGCUCUCCCUGAAGCAAGUGGACGAGUUUCUUAACUCUGUGUGCGAGAGCAGCAGUGAGGCCCACGCCAAAACCAUGAAGGCCCUCUCAGGUCUGUUUGACUCUCAGAGCCAGACGUCUCUCUACAGCCCACAGCAGCCUCUGUCCUCCUCUGGAUCUGAAGCGUCUCUCCGUCCACCGAGCCAGCCACUGUGGCAUGGCAGCAUCCCCUCAAGUGCUGUAUCCAGUGCAGGUCCCUCAUCCCCGAUGACAGAGAGCUCCGGUCUGAACUUCAGCUUCAGUGAGUAGGUCAUCCAUCUGAAAAACACACGGACCUCUGGGCACCCAAAGCACGGUCUGAGGAUGUUUCCCCUCCCGUCUGACUGCUCACAUUCACAAUCACCUCUGGAGGAGAUGCUGAUUCUGGAGACAGAGACCACCCUGUGUGGAGACUGAAAUGUUGCACACAAACUACACAGCUGAACACAUCAUGUCACUCCAUCGUCCCUGCUGUGUAAAGGGUGAACACACAGGAUCUCAAACAGGUGAAAAUCUCUAAUCUCUGCAAGUUUCAGACAGAAGUCCCAGUGCAUCAAGCCAACAUUCAGGCCAGUUGUGCCUUUUUAAGUUUAGACGUGGGCCCACUAAAUCAACAAGUGCCUCCUAGUGCCUAUUAAAGUUAUAAAAUAUCUCAUUUAGAGCUGAAAUCCCUUGCAGAUUUCUUCCUUUCUUUUUAUAAUGAAGUGAAACAAAUGUGUUUACCUGCAAACUGGAUAUGAAAAGCCUGAAGGACUUUUUUAAAGUUUGACAUUUUGACACAACUUGUUCACCUUGUCACCUUGUUGACAUGAGAUGAUCGAUACCACUUCGGUUUCUGUGCAUUACAUCUGGAGCUCCUGCUGCUUAGCCUAGCAUAAAGGCUGGAAAGUGGGGAACUACUGGCUGGCUCAUCAAGGACAAAAUUAUGCGUUUAUUUACAAUUUCACACCUCACCUGUUAAGUCAUAUUAAAACAGGGUGCAGGGACUGAGGUCAUCACACAUUUUGACAAUGUUGAAGGGCAGUUUUCUUACAGAUUAGCCAGGUUAGCCGAUUUUCCCCGUUUCUAGUUCUUGUGCUGCACAUCUGCUGUAUUUUAGAUUCUAAAGGAAGAGAAAAAAAGUCUAAUUAUUCCUUUAAAUCAAUGUUUAACAUUAUUUUACAAUCAUGGUAAACCCCCUCACUAAAGCAGGUGCAGCCCAAAGAUCUUCUGUAACAUCUGAAAGGUGUCAUUAGGAUUCGAUCAAAUCAGAUCAUGUUAGCUUCAGACCUGUAAAAUUUCUAGUUUACAUGAAACAUCCAAAAUAACGAGACUCAAAUUACAACCUUUCCCUCUAGUACACUCAAGCCAGGUUGAUUAAACAGAUUAUUCCUUUCUAUGUGUCUCCUGUUGAAUUAAAACAGAAAUAUAUCUGUUAAUGUGCCUUUCAGUGAUCUGUAAGAUUCAUUUGGGGGGUUUAAAAAUCCACUUUGAUUUUAAACUGAUUUGUGGUAAAGUAUUAUUUUAGAAUAGAAGGGAGAAACCACUAGACUAAGUAGAUAUAACCACCCUGUGUUGGGUUUUCUCAGUCGAUGCUGCUUCUGUCUGCAGUCUGCUGUCACGCCAAAAUUAUGUUGAUUUUCUUUUUUUUUUAGAUUAAAAUUGGUAUAAAUUAGUUUUCAAUUGAACUGGAGGUCAGUUUAUUUUCAAUUUAUGUAUGUUAUGAGUUUACUUUAGAGAGGAACUUCGAUGCUUUACGUAAUUCUUCUGUCAUUUUAUACAGUAGAAGUAUUGAAAUGUUGGAUCCUCUAAUUAAAGGUGGUUAAAAUUUCAGAUCUAAACAUAGCUUCUCAUAUACUAAUUUCCUUCAGGUUAUUAUUUCUAAACACAAACUAAACAGAUGAUUUCCAUAAAGUUUUCAUAUACACAUACACUUAUGUCACCUAAUAAUCAGAUACUGAGCUCAAUGUUUUCUCAAAUAUUUCUGCUGUUGACGCAAGAAAUGUCCAAUCAACAAGGAAUAAUGUUAAGCUGUGAGUUUACAGUCAUCUUUCAAAGCAAGCGAAGAUGUUUUUCCAUGAAAGAGGGAUGAGGGUUAAAGACGCAGGAGUUAACAGCUUCUUGCUGAUAGUGUUAACUGUGAAGGUAUGAAAAGGUGCAGCAAUGCAAAGCUGUAUAAAACUGCAGAACGUAACACGUCCCCUCUAAAGCAACUAAGGUGCUUCAGUCGUUUUUUUAUUUUACUCUGACCAAAGU